AGAGGGAUAGAUGGUGAAAAAAUAAGCUCCUCAAUGUGUCUUUGUUUGGACUGGAACCCAUCAGCCACAUCAAUCUCAGUGGGGCUUUCUGAUAGUUCUGUAUCUAUAGUCUCCUUUUCAGAGUCCCAGUUAGAUGUAAUUCAAGAGUGGGAAGCACAUGAAUUUGAGCUAUGGGCUGCUUCAUUUGACAUUCACCAACCUCAGUUGGUAUACACUGGUUCGGAUGAUUGCAAAUUCAUUUGUUGGGAUUUAAGGGAUGAUGACCCUAAUAUCUUACUCACUCGUAGUUAUGACGAGUAUCUAAGGCUAUGGGAUGUAAGAUCAAUUUCAAAAACAGUUAAUGAAACAUUAUUUUGUUUAGGGAGCGGAGUUUGGAGAGUCAAGCACCACCCAUAUGUACCAGGCGUGGUCUUAGCAGCUUGCAUGCACAAUGGCUUUGCAGUUGUGAAGAUUGAUGAGGAGAAAGGUGAACUGAUGGAAAUCCAUGCCAAGAAUAGCACACUUGCCUACGGUGCAGAUUGGCAAGGGGGGGAAUUAUAUCAGAAGGUCAAACAAAACAGCACUGUAGUGGCUACUUGUUCCUUUUAUGAUCUGCUUCUUCAGAUAUGGAUACCAGAAAGCUGUAUUUUUAAGCGACCUUGAUGCAGUUUAAGUACUUCUCCUUACUAAAUUCUGAAUAAAUUCAUUGCUGCUGCUUCUGGGGAUGCUUUAUCAUAUUUUGUUACGCAUUUAUAUAUCAUUUAUGCCAUCAAACUGUUACUCCUGUGUAUUCUUAAUAGCUUCCAAUAAAAACUCAUAGGUCCAGGAUUUUUUCUUGUUUAUUCA
Populus nigra (black poplar) is the source of this 825-nucleotide messenger RNA. RefSeq lists its product as uncharacterized. The transcript has a single exon. Gene Ontology annotation, molecular function: protein binding. The record is from RefSeq and is a predicted model, not a curated record. NCBI's taxonomy places the organism in Eukaryota, Viridiplantae, Streptophyta, Magnoliopsida, Malpighiales, Salicaceae. Bases 34 to 642 code for a protein of 202 amino acids.